This is a messenger RNA of Spirodela intermedia, 4958 nucleotides long. NCBI's taxonomy places the organism in Eukaryota, Viridiplantae, Streptophyta, Magnoliopsida, Alismatales, Araceae. The record is from the annotation of a GenBank genome assembly.
AUGUUGUGUGCUGGGGACGGUUGCUCGAUGCAGAUCGUGGCUCGUUCCUGGCCCGUCAGAAAGGAAAGCUCCCAGGUGGUGAAGUCUACCUCGAUUUUUUCUAGGCCUGCAUCCAGUGCAUGCUGAGAAUAACAUCCACGGGGGGAAGUCCGAGGAAGUUCUCAGUGAUGACGACGUCUUGGAUCGGGAGAGUGCCGUUGCGGCAAAUAUGGGUGCUUGUCGUCUUGUCUCUGGUGCCGGUGGUCACCACAAACCCGUAGUGGGGAGUAUGGGUAGUUGGAGCCAUUAUACGACCAGAAGUGAGAUGAAGUUGUGGGAGGCACCCAUGUCCAUGAGGAUGGAUACCGGGUGGUCUUGGAUGGAUCCAGUAAAUUUGAGGGUUCCAGAGGAGAUGUCCUUGGUGAGCGCAUGGAGGGUGACCUCUGAGGUAGCCAGAACCUCGGCUGCGGUAGCUGGGUCUGUGUACGUUGUUAUGGAUGCAUCAGUGGUGAGCGCCUGAGGUGGGUCAUCGGUGGAGUCCUCCUGGACCAACAGCACCUGCAACUCUUUUUGACAGUGGUGAUCGGGAGUGCAUUUGUCAUUGCAAGCGAAGCACAAUCCCUUGGCUCACUGCGCUUCAUACUCUAACUGCGCUAGAUGGACGCGCCGCUGCACGGGUGGCCCCUCGUCCUGCAGGGGGCUGCCCUUGUCCAGUGGGUGUCGAGGGUAGUUGUCACGCCGGGGGGAAGGAUCCUUGUGGAGCUUUGCGGUCAGAUCUGAAGGGCCCCAAGUUAGCCGGCGUGGACAAUCAAGGGUGCCUCCCCAUAGAUGGUUGAGCUUAGCUUCCAAUUUAUGGGCCAAACCCAUGAGUGCAUCGAGGCCAACAAGGGCCAGAAUGGUGACUUCUCGUUGAGUAUCAUCUUUGAGCCCGAUCAAGAAGGUAUCUUCGAGAACUUGCUCCUGUAAAUCACCGACGACGGAUGCCAUGAGCUCGAACGCAUCACGGUAUUCCACGAUGGAGCCUUCUUGCCAAAUUUUCAGAAAACGCUACCCCAGCGAGCCUAAAUGUUCGACCCAAAUCGGGGGAGGAGACACUGACAGAGGUCUUCACAAUGGUGGAAGGCUUGGCGUUGGUGGGUCCAGCGAAACUAGACAAGGGCCGUGCCUUCCAGAUAUAUGCCGAUAAUUGGUAACUUGGCGGUGGGAGCGGUUCUAGAGAUAGAGAAAAACAUGUUCAACUCGAAAGACCCACCCCUCUGGAUCUUCUCCAUUGAAAUGGGAAUCUCCAAGACGUCUUCCCUGCCAUUGAUCCGAGCUAUCGUCAGACAAAACGGAGGCGCCCCCGAAGGCGAAAAGCCUGCCCUGAGCGUCGAAGUCAACACCGGUGCCUCGUGGAGGUACGGCGGCAUCGAAGCUUGUUUCGCCGUGGUCCCAAACGUCCUCAAGACGUUUGUCUCGAUCUUGUAGCUGUUGUAGAAUCUAAGCAAGUUGGGAAUGAAGCUCGAUAUCCCGAGCAGCACUCUCUUGGUGGACAAUUGAGACUUUUUAGCAGAGAACCGAGACAUCUUUGUGGAUACUGCCUAAGUCCGCUUCGAGAUGCUCUAACCGUUUGUCAAUUGGCUUUGAUCCCAUUUUCUCUGAUACCAAAUGAUAGAACCCCCAGAGUGGUGGGAUAGACUGAAAGACUCCAGUUAUCCUGAAAGGGAGGAAUAAUCGGGUGAUUGAUGCCACAAGCCCGAGAGAGAGGGAGACGGGCUGAUUGACGAAGUGACAACGUCACUACAUUGUAGCCGAUCGGAAGGUUCUCCUGCACCGUUGGAUCUUAACUCAAGAUAGAAAGGGGGAUGUCACGCUGAGGUGGAAGAACUGUAUCCCAUCAUUACUCAUAAAGACAAGGGAAAGAGUAGAGGGGGAACACAACAGAGAAAGGGAAGAUAACGACCCUUCGAGUGAGUCAGACUCUCAAAGUACCUUUAGAUUGGGUAAAACGCCUCUGAAUACUUCCUGCCUCCCUCGUUGAUCUUACGGGAAGCUAUAUAGACGUAUUAUUAGAAUGGGAAUCAGUUCGCUGUCUUCGUGCUGCUUCGUCUUCUGGUGGUGACGGUUGAGGUAUGCAGCGGCUAGCACUGUUUCGAAUUCCACUGCUUCGUCUUCUGGUGGCGAUGGUUGAGGUAGGCGACAGUUUAACUCCGUCGUCUACAUGGCGUAUUUGAUGAGGCAAGGACCUUAUCAGAACCACCCAUGGAGUUUCUCCCUCGAGAUAGCACUCGCCAACACGCUUCUGUCUUCUCGGCUCGUUCGUGGAAAGACGACGAGCUGUGUCAUCUGGGAAGGGCAACUGACGUUUAUCAUUUGAGGGCAAGAAUUCAGUGAUGCGGAUGUCUCGACGAAACAUUCCGAGGAAAUUAUAGGUCCCUGCAGUUAUGUCAAUGGAAAAUAUCUCGAACACACUCCCAUCUACUCCUUUUUGGAUUUUUUCUCUGCUCGAGUGGGAAUUUAUAGUUACCGCACGAAAGCAUUUACGUGCUUGGGAUGAGGCAGACGGCAUGAAAUCCAGGCCAGUAACUUUCACUGCCACUGUCCUCUACUGGUAAGGCUCGCGAGCACACGCCACUGUCGUCUUCUCGUGACGUCUACUGGUAAGGCUCUCGUUACCCCUUUACCUUCUACUGCUGUCUGUCGCGCCCCAGAGGGUUAAAGCUCCAAAUACCUUUGUGACACCACUAGAAUCUGCCGAAUCUGCAGGUCGUGUGCCGAAUCUGCUUGACGGAUCUGGCAGACGGAGGUGAGAUCCUGAAACUGCAGUGUAGCUGCAAGGGCGACCUCGCCAUGCCCCACCGAGAAUGCGCGGUGAAAUGGUUCACCGUGAAGUGCAAAAAGAACUGUGAAGUCUGCGAGGAGGACCAGAAUCUGCCGGUCAUCCUCCUGCGUCUGCAGAACAUCCCUUCGGCCGGUGCAGUUCCCAGCAGUGAUCCUCAGACCGCGGCGAGCAGCCGCUGGCAAGUACCAGGAACCUUUCUUUUUAAAACCUUCAUACUUACACGAUCUAGUCUAGCAUUUUAAUAGGUAGAAUAUUUCGGGAGAGAGAAGAGAGUAUGGAUGACAGAGACGGAGAUUGGUCAUUUCCUGGGCUCGUCCACAGGCUAACGGUUCUUUCGCAGGAUGUGGACUCACCUCCCCAUUCUCUUCGUCGUGAGGUUGGCCGUGUACUCUUGCCUGCUCGAAAUUCUGGUAAGGCACUUGCGUUCUACUUCCAUUUUCCUGCGCCGAGUUUUUUCCUAAGGAGAUCCUUGAAACGGGGGCUCUCACCCGUUCCCGGCAGGUGGCGCGCAACGGCUUGUUGACGACGGUCGUAUCGCUGCCGUGCUCCUGUCUGCUGGGUUUCCUGUCGUCCUUCACGUCGGCCGCCAUGGGUGAAGCUCAAUCACCUCGCCUCGCCGCAUUCUUGUCCAUUCAUCCAUUCAUUUCAUGCAUGCAUGCAUUCAUUUGCUGGGCCAGAUAACUCAACCCUUUUUGCUUGAUGCAGGGAGCACGGCCCCAGCGAUGUAUCUCUACGCCACCGUCCAGUUUGGGAUGGUGGUCCACUUCGUGUAUAUUUUCUUCUCCCUGGUAAGGCUUGUAUGAUGAACCACCUCCCUCCCCUCUCCAUCUCGCCGACGUUCUUCGGGGGCCUUCUCCUCCUCCCCCCGCGCCACCCCCCCGGGUCUGAAGUCCGUCUCCCCCAGGAUGGAAGGCCCACGUGUGGCACGUUUCCGGAGGUCACCGACGUGAUGCAGUUUCUCGCUGUCACCGACAUGUUGAGUUGACCAUUCUCCUCUCUCCUACGUACGGAUCAUGUGAAUAUUAUUACGCGAGUUCAUAGUGAACUUUUGCUAUAACACAAACAACUCUCUAUAAAACGAAGAUAGCUACUCUUUAAAAGGAGGUCGUCUCUCAGAUAUGAACAUACUUGUGCCAAAUUGUACUCCCACAAAGGUGAAGGUUGCUUGAGCAUGGGCAUGGCUACAAUUGAGGUCAACAAGGGUGGUUGAACCAAGUCUACUUAGGGGCCACCCUAGACGCUCACCUCGGUGCUCGCUUUCUCUAUUAUUCUCACCUCUCUUACAUGAGAGCUCUCUCUCUCUCUCUCUCUCUCCCACAAUAAUUACUUACCACUCACUCCUUGUGAGAUAGAAAACACUAAGGCCGAAGGUAUGCACUAGUGUGUGUGCAUGAGUGUGGCCAAGUGUGCGUAGCUGUACAUGAGUAUGUGUGUGUGUGCGUGUGUGUGUGUGUGUGUGUGUGUGUGUGUGUGUGUGUGUGUGUGUGUGUGUGUGUGUGUGUGUGUGUGUGUGUGUGUGUGUGUGUGUGUGUGUGUGUCAGAGAGAGAGAAAGUGAGGCUGAGUGACUCAAUUAGUAACAAAGAAGAUAACAAGAUUUGGGGCUUGAAUCUACAAAGUUCUUAUAUUAUAGAAGAAACAAAUAUUUGACUUCAUUAAUUCAGUGUUAAUUAUUUGGGGCUUGAAUUCUUAGGUUAGUAAUUUUCAAUGUAAUAUUUCAUUUUUAUCUUUAUAUUAUUAAUUAAUAACCUCAAAAUCCUUAAAGCCAGUAAUGGAUGCACAUAAAUGCAUUAGAUUGUUAAUUAAAUAGAGAAGUUAAAAGUACUAGUCAAAGAACAAACAAUGGUAAAUAAAAAUGAUACACAAAUUAUAAGUUUUUUAAGGGUGGGGAGCCAAAAGUGAGGAAUUAGUCAUUUUAAAAAUAAUGAGUGAUUUAUGUUAUCCUAAUUAGUCACCAUUGAGCAAAGGUUUGAAAUAACAUAAUACACCAACCUUAUUCUACAUUCUAAUGAGCAUGCAUGCCUUCAAAUUUUGCCAACAUUUUGUCAUAUACUAUUGAUAUCGAGACCUCAACUAACAUCUGAUAAACUUCAUGACUCUAAGAAGUCAAACCAAAUUAGCAUUCAGUCAAUCAUUUCUUCAUUUAAUGAUUUAAGUUGA